Messenger RNA from Menidia menidia (Atlantic silverside), 1296 nucleotides. NCBI's taxonomy places the organism in Eukaryota, Metazoa, Chordata, Actinopteri, Atheriniformes, Atherinopsidae. The record is from the annotation of a GenBank genome assembly.
AUGGCGCCGCCGCCUUCCCAGAUUCCAUGUGAAGUCUGGACCCACGUUUUUGGGUAUCUGUCAGUGGAAGACAAGUUCAACGUCCGUGCAUGCUGCAAACGUUUCAAGAAACUUGUCGACCACUGGUCUCUUUGGAGAGGCUGGACGGUAGUUUUGAGUUUUAAAAACGGGGCUUACAACGGCCGGUUUUGGACCACUCUCCGUCGCAGAAAAGUCUCCGGUGUGGUGAUGAAGAGCGCCAAAGCCAAAGACUGGAGCCAUCUGGCCCAGAACCUCCCAGCCCUCACCGCUCUCACCGCGGAGCGGGGCUCCCCGGGGCCCCUAAAGGACUUCUUAAAGGACUUCCCACAGCUGAGGCGUCUGGCUGUCCGAGGCGGUGCCCUGUUGUUCCACACCAGCUCGGUGCCUCGACCCGAACGGCUGACCCACCUCAGCAUCUGCAGUGGGACAUUUUCCGCACCAGCCAAAUACCUCCUGGCCUUUGCCCUGGCUCAGUUUACAAGUCUAACGUCUCUGGUGUGCCAUGACUUGGGAGUCUCAGGAGUGCCAUUUUGGAUGAUGCAGACCUUUCUGUCCUGCUUGCCCGAGUUGAAACACCUCUCCCUGUCUAUGAACCUCCCCCUGCGUCGCCCAGGUGGCGUUCUGCCAGUUUGUGGGACACCCCCAGGCCUGUCCAGUUUGGAACUCAUUAACUACUCGCAUAAUUCCCUGCCAGAGGAAACCAUGAGGUUGAUUCCUCGCCUGAAGAGACUUGCAGUUUUCUACAAGCAGUCGCACGAGGAGAUGCAGGACGGAGGUUUACCGGCCGCGCUUCACCUCAAAACCUGGCUCAGUGACCUCCCCCGGCUGUCCCACCUGGUGGCCGUCAGAGGCCCGCCUCUUCAGACCUAUGCCACCUCCAUCCCAGCCACUGUGACCAGUCUCACGCUGUGUGUUUCAAGGUUGUCCUCUCAGGACAUGGCAGCCGUGGCAGCGAGGGUCCCGCGCCUCCUCCGCCUCCACAUCGACCCCUGGCCCUCACAUUUAGGAGCUCGCACCGCUGAAAUCCCUCACCUGUUUCCAAAGCUCAAAAUGCUCAAACUCCGCUGUGAACACGUAGCAGAAAAUGAUUUUUUGCACCUGCACCGCUUGCAAGACCUGGAACACCUGGAGGUUCUGGACAACCAGGAGCGCCUUCCUGACCUCGCUGUAAAGUUCCGGGCUCUAACACAACGGAGACUUCAGGUGGUCACUCGUCCCGGCCAACGAGACGCCUUGUCCUGUUCCUGUGUUUCUCAGGUGUAUGGAAUGAUGUAA